AUGAGGGGAUAUUCCGUGACGGUCAGCCAGUCCGACGCACAUGACGAUGAGCCCGUGGACUCGCCAGUCCGCGUUCACAAUGAAGACGGCGCAUCGCCCAUCGUGCUGGUUUGCGAACACGCGUCAAAUCACAUCCCCCCGAUUUAUGGCGGACUUGGCAUCGAUGCCGCAACGGCUAUGAGCCAUGCGGCCUACGACCCCGGCGCGUUUCCGGUCGCCAAACAUCUGAGUGCGCUUUUUGACGCACCGCUGGUCGCCGGAACGGUUUCGCGCCUGAUCUAUGACUGCAACCGUCCGCCGGAGGCGCCUUCCGCCAUGCCCGAGCGAUCCGAGCGGUUUGUCAUCGCCGGCAAUCAAGGCUUGUCCGAAAGCGAAAGAGCGGCGCGCGUCGAGGCCGUCUACCGGCCGUUCGAACGGACGCUGGACAGGCUUCUCGAUGCGCGCCCAGACGGGUUUCUGGUCACGGUGCACAGUUUCACGCCGGUCUUCAACGGCGUCAGCCGCGAGGUCGAACUGGGCAUUCUGCACGAUGCAGAUUCUCGUCUGGCCGAUGCCAUGCUCGCCUCUGCGGACACCAUUUCCCUGCGCACGGGCCGCAAUGUGCCAUACGGUCCGGAAGACGGCGUCACCCACACGCUGGUCCGGCACGCGCUGCCGCGCCGCUGGCCCAAUGUCAUGCUCGAAAUCCGCAAUGACCUGAUCGCCGACGGCUCCGCACAGCGGCGGAUCGCGGACCAGAUUCACGGGGCGCCCAUGACGUCGCAAAGCAAACGCGCGCUGAGUUUCGAGGCGCUCACCGCCAUGACCGACGCCGGCGAGAUCGACACGGUUCUGGUCUGUCUUGUCGACAUGCAGGGCCGCCUGAUGGGCAAGCGGUUUCAUGCCCGGCACUUCGUCGACACGGCCCACGAGGAAACCCACUGCUGCGACUACCUGCUGGCGACCGAUCUCGAAAUGGCAACGCCCGACGGCUAUGCGGCGACAAGUUGGGAGAAGGGGUACGGCGACUACACGAUGAAGCCCGACCUUUCGACGCUGCGGCUGGUGCCCUGGCUGGAAGGUACGGCGAUGGUGCUGUGCGAUGUGCUCGACCAUCACAAUCAUGCGCCCGUGCCGCACGACCCGCGUGCCGUGCUCAAGCGCCAGAUCGAUCGGCUCGCGGCCCUCGGCUACGAGGCCAUGGCAGCGACCGAACUCGAAUUCUUUCUGUUCGAAAACAGCUAUGAGGAACUGCGCCAUGCCGGUUACCGGCCGCUGGUGCCGAUCUCCGGCUACAAUGAGGAUUACCACAUCUUCCAGACCACCAAGGAAGAGGCGAUCCUGCGGCCGGUGCGCAAUCAUCUUUAUGCGGCAGGCAUUCCGGUCGAGAAUACCAAGGGCGAAGCCGAAGCCGGGCAGGAAGAACUCAACAUCCGCUAUUCGACGGCCAUGCUGUGCGCCGACUAUCACACCAUCGCCAAGCAUGCGGUCAAGGAGAUUGCCUGGCAGAACGGGGUUGCGGCGACCUUCAUGCCCAAAUGGGACCAUCGCCGGGUCGGCAGCGCGGCCCAUAUCCACCAGUCGCUGUGGAAGGACGGCGAGCCGGCAUUUCGCGAUCCGGCCGCCGAUCUGGGCAUGUCCGACGUGAUGCGCAGUUACGUGGCCGGGCUCAUCCGGUAUGCGCCCGACUACACCUUCUUCCUGGCGCCUUAUGUCAACAGCUACAAGCGCUUUGCCAAGGGCACCUUCGCGCCGACCAAGAUCGCCUGGUCGGUCGACAACCGCACAGCCGGUUUCCGGCUCUGCGGAGAAGACACCAAGGCGGUGCGGAUCGAAUGCCGGAUCGGCGGCUCCGACCUCAACCCCUAUCUCGCCCAGGCGGCGAUGAUGGCGGCUGGCAUGGCCGGCAUAGAUGAGGGGCUGACACUGCAAGCCCCGGCGGUCGGCGAUCUGUACGGCGACGACAGUGCCCCGGACAUACCGCGGACCCUUCUAGCCGCAGCCGAGGCGCUGCGCGGCUCGGCCAUGCUCCGGAACGCGAUGGGUGACGAUGUCGUCGACCACUAUGUGCGCUGCGCCCAAUGGGAGCUGGAGGAGUUCGAACGGGCCGUCACCGAUUGGGAAGAGCAAGCCGGCCAUGCGUGCGCCCGCGCGCGGAGCGCGCAACCGGCCUGGGCUGCCGUGCCGCUCGACGCGCGCAUCGCAUUGGUGCGCAAGGCCGUGGCGCUCAUCGGCGAGCAGACCGACCGCAUGACCACCGAACUGGCGCACCAGAUGGGCCGCCCCGUCCGCUAUGGCGGCGAGUAUGGCGGCUUUUCCGAGCGCGCCCGUUACAUGGCCGACAUAGCGGCCGAAGCACUGGCGCCGCUGGUCGUCGAGGACAGCGCCGCGUUCGUCCGCACCAUCAAGCGCGAACCUGUCGGGGUCGUGCUGGUCGUUGCGCCAUGGAACUAUCCCUACAUGACGGCGAUCAACACGAUCGCGCCGGCGCUGAUCGCGGGCAACACGGUUGUGCUCAAACAUGCCACCCAGACGCUUCUGGUCGGCGAGCAUCUGGCCGAGGCUUUCCAUGCGGCCGGCGUUCCCGAAGACGUGUUCCAGAACGUCUUUCUCGACCAUGAAACGACAUCGGCAUUGAUCGCCGAUCGCGCCUUCGAUCUGGUCAACUUCACCGGUUCGGUCGGCGGCGGCAGGGCCAUGGAGCGCGCCGCGGCGGGCACGUUCACCGCCGUCAACACGGAGUUGGGCGGCAAGGAUCCCGGCUAUGUGCGAGCCGACGCCGACAUCGAUGCGGCGGUCGCAGGCCUGAUCGACGGGGCCAUGUUCAACUCGGGCCAGUGCUGCUGCGGCAUCGAACGCAUCUAUGUGCACGAAAGCAUCUACGACGCCUUCGUCGAAAAGGCGGUCGAGCUUGUCCGGGGCUACAGGCUGGGCAACCCGCUGGACCCCGAAACGACGAUCGGGCCGAUGGCGCACAUUCGCUUCGCCGACGCGGUGCGUACGCAGAUUGACGCGGCGAUCAAGACCGGCGCGACCGCCCAUAUCGAGACGGCGUCCGAAGACGAUGGCGGCGCCUAUCUGACGCCGCAGGUGCUGACCGGCGUGAACCAUCAGAUGGCGGUGAUGCGCGAGGAGAGCUUCGGGCCUGUCGUCGGCAUCAUGCCGGUCCGCGACGAUGAGGAAGCGAUCGCGCUGAUGAAUGACAGCCAUUACGGCCUGACCGCCUCGCUGUGGACGGCCGACGCCGAUGCCGCCGAGGCGAUCGGCGCACGCAUCCAUACGGGCACGGUGUUCAUGAACCGCUGCGACUAUCUCGAUCCGGCGCUGUGCUGGACCGGAUGCAAGGAUACUGGCCGCGGCGCCGGCCUUUCCGCGCUCGGCUAUCACGCGGUCACACGGCCUAAGUCCUACCAUCUGAAGAAGGCCUGCGCCCAGGCGGGCAUCGCAAAGCCGCUUUUGGUCACCGAUCGUGGGCUCGCCGCCCUGCCGGUCACGGCGAACACGCUUGAUAUGAUGGAAUCGGCCGGCCUGGGCCGGGCGGUCUUCGCCGAAGUCGAUCCCAAUCCGACCGAGAUCAACAUGGAUGCCGGCAUCGCGGCCUACAAGGCGGGCGGCCAUGACGGCGUGAUCGCUUUCGGCGGCGGUUCCGGGCUUGAUCUGGGCAAGAUGAUCGCCUUCAUGGCCGGUCAGAGCCGGCCCGUCUGGGACUUCGAGGACAUCGGCGAUUGGUGGACACGGGCCGACGCCGACGCCAUCGCGCCCAUCGUCGCGGUGCCGACCACGGCCGGCACCGGCUCGGAGGUCGGCCGGGCCAGCGUCAUCACCAACUCGCAGACCCAUGUCAAAAAGAUCAUCUUCCAUCCCAAGGUGCUGCCGUCGGUGGUGAUCUGCGAUCCCGAACUGACCGUCGGCAUGCCGCCGGCGAUCACGGCGGGCACGGGCAUGGAUGCUUUCAUCCAUUGUCUGGAAGCCUAUUGCUCGCCGCAUUAUCACCCGAUGAGCCAGGGCAUUGCGCUGGAAGGCAUGCGGCUUGCGAACGACUACCUGCCGCGCGCCUAUGCCGACGGCGGCGAUCUCGAAGCGCGGGCACACAUGAUGAGCGCGGCCGCCUUGGGCGCGGUCGCCUUUCAGAAGGGCCUCGGCGCCAUGCACGCGCUCAGCCAUCCGGUCGGCGCGAUCUACAACACCCAUCACGGCACGACCAACGCCGUCGUCAUGCCCGCCGUUCUCAGGCUCAACCGUCCGGCGAUCGAAGGGCGGAUCGCCCGUGCGGCCGCCUAUCUGGGCAUCGAUGGCGGCUUUGACGGUUUCUUUGAUCACGUCAUGGCGAUGCGCGAGAGCCUGGGCGUGCCCGACAGGCUGGGCGUGAUGGGUGUCGGGACCGACCGGAUCGACGAACUGGUGGCGAUGGCGCUCGAGGACCCCAGCGCCGGGGGAAACCCUGUCCCGAUGACGGCGGACAACACGCACGCGCUCUAUCGCGCGACGAUCUGA
Effrenium voratum is the source of this 4473-nucleotide messenger RNA. NCBI's taxonomy places the organism in Eukaryota, Dinophyceae, Suessiales, Symbiodiniaceae. The record is from the annotation of a GenBank genome assembly.